GACGGAAGUCAACCUGGACCCAACUGGACGUUGUUUGUCGGUAUCUUUGGCUUGGUUGUUCCUGUGUGUCUGGUGGUCUUUCCUUGGAUUUAUGACAAGAAGGGCAAGUUCAGACGUCUUGGCAAAUUCUGCAUGAAACCUCGAACAAAUUUGAUCUUUACUGGAUUCUACACUGGUCUUUGGGCUACAGCCGGUAUUGCUAUGACCGUGCAUUCGAAUAACCCAUCCAACUGCGAUCUUGCUGGUGAUAUGGAAGAAGAACAUGGUGAUGCGUAUAGAAGUGCAUGGACUAGUCAGUGCUCUUGUGCCAAAGUCGCCGCUGGUUUCGCGUGGACCACAUGCAUCCUGUGGCUUCUAUCUCUGCUGUGCACGCUUGUGAUUUUCUUCAAGGAAAAACAACUGAUUCAAAGGAACCUUAAGCAGCACGAGUCGAACAAGCAGGCUGUAUUGCAAAUGCAGCAACAGCAACAGCAG
This is a messenger RNA of Zychaea mexicana, 474 nucleotides long. RefSeq lists its product as uncharacterized. The record is from RefSeq and is a predicted model, not a curated record. NCBI's taxonomy places the organism in Eukaryota, Fungi, Mucoromycota, Mucoromycetes, Mucorales, Lichtheimiaceae. The annotation marks the transcript as partial. The transcript is spliced from 2 exons. Gene Ontology annotation, cellular component: membrane.